Acytostelium subglobosum LB1 is the source of this 1881-nucleotide messenger RNA. RefSeq lists its product as hypothetical. Gene Ontology annotation, biological process: protein phosphorylation. The record is from RefSeq and is a predicted model, not a curated record. NCBI's taxonomy places the organism in Eukaryota, Evosea, Eumycetozoa, Acytosteliales, Acytosteliaceae. Bases 1 to 1881 code for a protein of 626 amino acids. The transcript has 4 exons. Gene Ontology annotation, molecular function: ATP binding; protein kinase activity.
AUGAGCAAUCAACAUUUGAGAAAGAUGAGCAAUGAACUUGACUCACUCACUCUGGACAAUGAUAAUGAUUAUGAUCACGACACAGAUGACGAUAGUAAUAGUAGUAGUAGUUAUUAUUCGAAUAAUCACAUCGAUGCACCAAUGGCAUCGAAUCUACCACCGAUCAACUUUAAUGAUGGAAAGGCACCUAAACAAUCAAUGACAGCUGCCACCAAACAGAUGAUUGGACCAUACGUCAUUGGCGAGAUUAUGGGCAAGGGAGGCUCAGCCUCAGUCUACAAAGGACUAAACACAGUGUCAGGUGACUUUGUCGCCGUCAAGUGCUUCCAAAAGUCAAAGAUAUCACGCGAGCAGCUGUCAAGCAUCAUGGUCGAGUUGGAUCUGCUGCAAAAGUUGAGCCAUGACAACAUUGUUCGUAUCCUUGGCAAGGAUGAGAACGACACCACCAUCUACCUGAUCAUGGAGUACAUGGAGAAUGGCUCGCUGGCCAGCAUCAUGAAUCAGUUUGGCACGUUCCCCGAGUCGCUGAUAUGCACCUACAUCGAACAAGUGCUUCAAGGUCUCGUCUAUCUGCACAGCGAGAAUGUAAUACAUCGCGAUAUCAAGGCGGCCAACAUUUUGAUCAACAAGAUUGGCGAUGCCAAGUUGGCCGACUUCAAUGUGGCCGCCCAGCUCAAUGACUCGGACAAGAGAUACUCUGUGGUAGGCACACCCUACUGGAUGGCACCCGAGGUGAUCGACAUCAGUGGUCACUGUCAAGUAUCCGACACAUGGUCUCUUGGUUGCACAAUUAUUGAGUUGUUGACUGGCUCACCACCCUAUUACAAUCAUAAUCCCAUGGCUGCCAUGUUCAGAAUCGUUCAGAAUGACAGACCUCCAUUCCCCAAGAACAUCUCAGAGGAAUUGAAUGAUUUCUUGGGAAGAUGCUUUGUCAAAUCUGUGGAGGAGAGAGCUUCAGCAUCAGAGCUGUUACAUCAUAGAUGGAUAACAAAGUAUCGAUCAAAUCAACGUGGAUCAUUCAUCAAUCAUAGAGCAAGUUCAAACAUCAUGGAUCACAUUUCAAAGACAUUGUCUGCAUUCAACAAUACGACCAAGGAUCGAUCAAUAUCAUGUGGUUCAUCUGGCUCACCAGGCUCAGCAAGCAUACUCGAAUCAAUCAAUGAACAUCACCUGGAUAGCAACGAUACUUCCACCGAUGAGAAGAGCAACACAAUCUCAUUCCGACCAAGCUCAUUGCCAUCAUCACCGCCAACACAACGUGAUUCAGUCGAGUUGAAGAAGCAGAUUAUUCAGAAUACAAUGUUACAAGAGAGGAUCAAGGAGUUGGAGAAGGAGUUGAGUGUAGCGAAUGAGGAACGAAUGGAGAAUGAGAGGAAGUCCAGAGAGAUACUUCUGAGUUCCAUGCAUUAUAUAUACAUUGUGGAUAGCUCUGGGAACAUUGGCGUUAAUCCAACCGUCAAGAUAUCAGAUGAUGUCGCCAAUCUUCGUGCAGUCAUGCGUGAUCAAAUAGAAACAGAGUACUUCCAUACAUUCCCCGACCGCAACAUGGUACCAAGAUUCAUCGAGAGGCGUCUGACACGUGAUACAUUGAUUCAUCUACCAAAGAAGGCAUUGGAGACACAGAAGAAACGAGAGAAGGAGGAGAAGAAGAAGGCAGAGAAACGAGAAAAGGAGAAGCUGGAGAAGGAGAAGAAGGACAAGAAGAAAAUGGGUUCAGUGUCAUCACCGGUGCUCUCUCCAGAAGUCACCUCGCACUCUCCAAGCAAGACACAGAAGCGAUCACAGUCCAAGGGUCAACUGCUGACACAUGAGUUGGUGAAGGAACUCAGUCAACAGAACUUUAAGCUCAACAGUGUACCAAGCAAUGUGAAGACACAUUGA